Molecule: messenger RNA, 675 nt
Organism: Marchantia polymorpha subsp. ruderalis
Lineage: Eukaryota; Viridiplantae; Streptophyta; Marchantiopsida; Marchantiales; Marchantiaceae
Source: the annotation of a GenBank genome assembly
AUGGCUACUUACCUUGUUUUGCAUUUAGUGUCAUACAUUUCCAGAAAGGUGACGACUAGGGCCACACCCAUUUUUACUACGGCCACACCCGCCCGUGUAAGUUGCCUCGAUCAAAGUCGCCGAAGGGGGUUGAAGCAGCAUGGCAGUCGAAAUAGAUCAAUAGAAAGGCAGCACCGGCUGCAGCGCUUGUCUUAUACAUUUCCAAAAAUCUGUAAAUGGUUGGGAGAAAAAUAUGUGACCAUAAUUGUAGAGUCUACUUUUAUCUAUUCUGCAGUUUCCAUUCACGCCAGUGCCGGCCCAGAACUGAAGAAAGCGUGCUUAUUUCUUCACCAGGUGACUAGAAAUGUUGGCUGCCCGAUUGGUGAAGCUAGAAUUAAGAGUUGUUUCCAUGCAAAAAGCGGAUCCAGACUGAAAGUAUCGAAAAUCAUACACACUGAAUUACGGAAGGCAUACAGGAGUUCGAUGGCCCUUGCCGUUCAAAAUGGCGUGAAGUACAUCGCUUUCCCUGCUAUUUCAUGUGGUUUAUAUCAGUACCCACUCGAAAAGGCGUCAGUCGUCGCCUUGAGUGCUGUGAGGGAGGGCUGCGCAGAAGCUGUGGUAAUCCACUUUUUGUCUUUUUUGUGGAAAUUAAAACAAUUUUGGAAAACAGUACCGCAGCAACCGUGUAAAUGGUGA